ACACCUAAGAUGGGGUCCGCGGUGCCACACACCCUCCUUCUGUUGCUGGCGGCCGCCCUGCCCCCAACUCAGGCCUGCGCGGGCUCACACUCCCUGAGGUAUUUCUCCACCGCCUUCCACAAUCCUGACAACAACAAACCUCGGGUCAUGGUCGUGGGCUACGUGGACAACACGGAGAUCUUGAGCUUCGACAGUGACGAGGCGAGUCAGCAGGUGAAGCCGCGGGUGCCGUUUAUGGCUCAGGACCGAGAGCACUUGGAGGAGCUGACGCGCCUAGGCAGGCGCGUCUUAAUAGUUGGCCGAAUUGAACUGAGGAUCCUGUUCAGCUACCGUAGCCAGAGAGAGAAUGGGUCUUUGACUAUCCAGGAGCUGUGUGGCUGCGACGUAGGGCCGGACCACCGCCUCCUCCAUGGGUAUAAGCAGAUAGCUUAUGAAGGCCAGGAUUACAUCUCUCUGACCGAGGACAUGCGCUCUUGGACCGCUGUGGAUAUCAAGGAGGCUCAGAUCACCCGGCGCAAGUGGGAGGCAUCUGGCUUUGCAAAGUUAUUUAGGUCUUUCUUCGAGGGCAGUUGUGUGGCGUGGCUUCUGAGAUACCUGGAUAAAGGGAAGGAGAUGCUGCUGCGUGCAGAGCCUCCAAAAACAAAUGUGACUCAUCACCCCAGACCUGAAGGAGAGGCCACCCUAAAGUGCUGGGCCCUGGGCUUCUAUCCUGCGGACAUCACCCUGAUCUGGCAGAAGGAGGAGGAGGACCUGACCCAGGACAUGGAUCUUAUAGAGACCAGGCCUGCAGGGGAUGGAACCUUCCAGAAGUGGGCAGCUGUGGUGGUACCUUCAGGAGAGGAGCAGAGAUACACAUGUCAUGUGAAUCAUGAGGGGCUGCCUGAGCCCCUCAUCCUGAGAUGGGAGCCUCCCCCCUCUCCCACCCCCCCUAUCAUGGGGAUCGUUGCUGGUCUGGUUCUCCUUGGUGUCUUGGUCACUGGAGCUGUGGCUGCCAUUGUGAUGAGGAAGAACACAGAGAUGGAAAAGGAUGUAGUUAGAUAA
This is a messenger RNA of Cricetulus griseus (Chinese hamster), 1041 nucleotides long. Lineage: Eukaryota; Metazoa; Chordata; Mammalia; Rodentia; Cricetidae. The record is from RefSeq and is a predicted model, not a curated record.